Liolophura sinensis is the source of this 5040-nucleotide messenger RNA. Its product is annotated as sushi, von Willebrand factor type A, EGF and pentraxin domain-containing protein 1-like. Bases 86 to 3952 code for a protein of 1288 amino acids. Gene Ontology annotation, molecular function: protein binding. The record is from RefSeq and is a predicted model, not a curated record. Lineage: Eukaryota; Metazoa; Mollusca; Polyplacophora; Chitonida; Chitonidae. The transcript has 18 exons.
CCGGCGCCUUCUGCUCCGGGGACAAACUAUUUUUAGGAAGACUUGUGUCAUUCUGGGAGAAGCGGUUACUGUAACAAUCUCCAGAAUGUUACAGUAUCUCACUCUGUUGCUGACUUGGGGCCUAGUCAUCUCGGUACCACCCAAAAACCCCAAUGAAUUUGAAAACCCCUCAAGUGGUAUACAGGAGACGAAAGACACUGAAGGAUUUUGCGGCGAUCCGCCAAGGGUUCCCCACUCCACUAUAGACGGGACAGCGCCGCCAUACAAAGAAGGCACUCCGCUACUAUACAUCUGCAACCCGGGCUACUAUUUAGAUGGCAGUCCGUAUUCACGAUGUCUCCGAGGAAUCUGGGACGGCCCCAUUAUGGCUUGCCGACCUAAAUCUUGCAGCGAUCCCGGCUACCCGCGCCAUGGCUAUAGACACAGUUCCGAUUUUACGUACGGCGCCCGCGUGUUUUACUACUGUAAUGAUGGCUACAAAUUAGUUGGGGACAGUUUCCGAACGUGCGAACUUGAUACCGAGUGGACUGGUACAUUGCCUACUUGCGAAGCUAUAAAAACACCGGAGGAAUCGGCCAUUGUGGAGGAGAAGGGCUCAGGUGAGAUACAAGUUGAAGUUCCCAGUCCCGAUGCCAGGAAGACCACACCCGUGGGAAGAAAAACGGUUUAUGAUUACGAAAGUAUCCCGUCCAAACCCAUCGACAGGGACGUGCUGAUAGACGGUGACUUAGGGCCAGAUCCCGACUAUCCUAUCUCACCAGAAGACCCAUACUCAAAUUAUGGCGAAUUAGAAAGUGAAAGUGAAACCGGAACUAAACAUCCAGAUAAUGAAAAGGCGGCGAAGACCACUCCAAAGUCAAAUUUACAUGUCAUUAAGCUUUACCCUGAGAAACCGUUAGACGCAUUAACUCGCAACAACAACAACGAUCCUGAUGAAAGCUCAACCAGUAAGCCAAGAACCCCAUCCUCUGAUUCCUUGACUACCGACCUUAUUCCAGAAUUCCUCAAUCGUCACGAUGCCAUUCCUGCGAAAACGGAGACUUUGGACACGCUGGUAGAUCUCGACGACCUGGAACCCAUAAAGGUGGAUCCCGGACCGGAUGUCAGCGAACCCGAUCACGAAUCUGGUUCAGGUUCCGGUUUUUCAUCAGGGGAGGUAAUUGAUGAAGAAAUAGAAUUGGGAUUGUUUACAACAGCGUCACCACCUUCACCUGGAGCUCCAUGUGGAGCACCGCCUUCCAUAGAAAACGCCUGGCAUGACGGAACGGGCGUUCCGUACCAGGACGGCUCCUACGUGACAUAUACGUGUGUAGAGGGCUAUUACACAGAGGGCUACUCCCAUGUGUCAUGUCGCAAUGGAACGUGGGAAGAUCCAAGAUUCACGUGUAUUGUGAAAUCUUGUGGAGAGCCUCCGGUGCCAGAGAAUGGUUACAAACACGGUAUGAUGUAUACCACGGGAUCGCAUGUCUUUUUCAACUGUAACGAAGGAUACGAAAUAGUAGGGGACAAUUACCGGACCUGCCAGCCGAAUCAGACCUGGAGCGGAAGUGUCCCUUUUUGCCGGCUUAAGGCCUGUUCAGAUCCUGGGGAUUUGUCUAACGGUUACAGACAAGGUUUCGUCAGCACGUUUGGUUCCACGGUCUUCUAUUUCUGUAACGAAGGCUAUGAGAUGGUUGGUUCCAGUAACCUGACAUGCCGGAGUGAUCAGACGUGGUCAGCAGAGCGACCAACCUGCCGCGAGAAGACCUGCGGGACACCAUCUGCCAUUGCCAACGGCUAUUUUUCCGGAAGCGAAUAUACCAUCGGCGGGAGAGUGUUCUAUUAUUGUAACGAAGGCUACCAUCUGGUGGGAGAGAAUUACAUGUACUGCAAUGCUGAUCAGAACUGGUCUGGUGAUGCGCCAACCUGCAUAGCCAAGUCAUGUGGUGAUCCAGGUGACAUUGCCAACGGUUACCGCCAGGGGGCGGAGUUUUCUGUUGGUGCUCGUGUCCAUUUCUACUGUAAUGAAGGCUACGAGCUGAUUGGUCAACAUUUCCGGACUUGUCUUAUCACUGAGGAGUGGUCGGAUGCUGUCCCCAUCUGUCAGGCGAUGGAGGAGACCGUAAUCGACAAUAGCACCGAAGAGACGACUGAAGGCCCGACGGUCAUUGCUAGUGUUACAGAUGACGAGGACAUCCUAACAGAGGGCAGUUCCGAUCUGUGGCAGAAUUCAGGCCUCGGGUCUGGAUUUGAUUUCAUCUGUGACGAGAACACCUGUAAAUUUGGCGGCGUCUGUUUCCCGAGCGCAGUCCACUUCCAGUGCGUGUGUAACUUCACUUGUGAAAAUAGUCCGGCUGAAGUCACGUGCGGAUCAGAUGGCCAUGUCUAUGGCAACACGUGCGAGAUUCGCCUAGCCUCGUGCAAAACUCAAAGACUGAUCACAUCAGCGCCCAAUAACAUGUGUAAAGAUUUGUCAGUUGAGAAGCUGUUGCCUUCCUGUGGAAUGGAUAGUGAAGAGCCAGAGUGGAGUGACUGGUCUCUUUGGAUUCGAUCUGGGAGCAAGGACAUCCGGUUCCGGCACUGCCGAUCUGACAAGGCACGUGCUGACGGAAGAUCUCAUUGCGCAGGUCACGAUAUUCAAACGAGGCUGUGCGCCAAAGAGAGAUCAGACGUGUGCCGAUCAGAAGACGGAACUCUAGGAUAUCAGUACCGAUACAAAUGUAAAGGUGUGGAUGGACAUGACCUACCGGAUUCUAACGAAGUGUUCGUGGGGAAUAACAGUUAUGAGGACUGUUGGUUUUCCUUGUUUACGGUGAAGAAUUCCAAGUACAAGUAUUUCAAAUGGAGCUUCUCUCGGCUGAUGGAAGAAGGGAAUGUCCAGAACUGGUGCCACAAGCGAAAUCAGUUUAUUCCCUUUUACCCCGGGCAUGGUUACUGUGAAAUGGCUUUGCACUACUUUUGUCACAGCCAGUCAAAAUGCUGGUAUGAAGACGACAAGGAACAGUCAAAACCUGAUGACCGAUUGGACACUUGUUGGACACGAUUCGCGUUCGGUGGACGACCCCCAACAACGUUCGAAGAAGCCAAGAGUACCCAAAGUGUUAUAUGUCAAAAGUAUUCAGAGAAGAGCAGUUUCGGUACGAUGUUUGGUGAAGGAAUAGCCCACUUUGCUACCCUAUACGACACAACUAAACGCAUUCCAGUAUUCUCCUUUGGCAAGCUUGACAGGAUGAGUGACGGAGGGUGGCCGGUCGUGCCUUAUCUGCUGGAAAGAGGUCUUGUUGACGAAGGAAGGUUCAUAUCUUGGCUCUUCUCCAACCCAGAGAAAGGACUGACGUCACAGUACGAGCUCUCAAGCAAGCUGAAGGAGAACCUGUGCAAGCUAGGCAGGAACCAGGCCCUCUAUGAUGACUACAAGCUGUCAGGGUUCCGUGUGGGUCCCCUAUUGCCCCCGGAACUCACUGGGUGUCACCCGGCCUCGAAAGUGGCCUCCUUCGCUUUGACCAACAGCGCCCCGAUGCAUCUGACCCAGUACUAUGCCUGGACAGGGGCCAUGGCGGGCGUCAGGGAAUACGCCAUCAAGAACUGUGGGAUAAUCAUCGAGCGUGACCACACGGGGGUGUACUGUCGGAACCCAGAGACCGUCACGUCUUCCUUGUAUCUAGUCAGCGGUGCCGUGGCUUCUCAUGAUCCCAAGAAGACCAUUGGUAACGAUGUGAAUGUUCCCUCAUUGGUGUGGAUGGCGGGCUGUUGUGUGGACACGGAUGGUGCAAGGGUGCGCUCCUUCGCCUUCUACCUCAUGAACAAGGCGGAUUUCCCUGUGCGUAAGGUUCCUGUCUCCGAGCUAGAGACACUGCUAAGCGUCAUGACAGACCCCAAAGAAGGUGGUGGGUCCCCAAUGAAAAUUUUCCCAGCAUCAGCGGGUAUAUGUGGGAAUCCGCUAAAUGACGACACUGAGCGUCUGAAUGUAUAGGUUAGCCCGUCUUUAUGAACGUUUCAAGAAAGGAUCAUUGAUAUUACAAUCACCUGGGAACAGCAAGAACAUAGGCAGUUCAGUGUCUGCCGCUAGUUUUCUCCAGUCAAAAGGAUGAACUGAACAUAUUGCGUGGCGAGUUCAUUGCUUCCUUACCCAAUGGAUUUCAUUUAAGCACCGUGCUGCGGGUAAAUGAUGGCGCUGCCGUGGAACUGUUAUCGUGAAACCACUCCGAUUUGUGGAGAUGAAUCCUACUGGCAGUACGGUUAUAUACUGUUUCAUAUGCUUUAUGACAGCACACAUGCAGACCCAGUGACCAGGUCUGACUAGUGCCUCUCGAUAUCUCACGGAAAUAUGUGUCUCAUUUUUGUCAGUCUUGUCGUGAGUGAAUUUGACGUGAAGAAAAUAUGGAUUAUUAGCUAGAGAAAAUAUUCAACAAAUGUAAUGACACUGAUAUAUUUAGUAAAACAACCUAUGGUAUCAUAUUCAAUGUGAUUUGGAAGCGUAAUGACGAAUGUUUUCAGCGGAUAUUGCGAUUAUAGACUUGACAGCCCAAAUGCAGGGGAAUGAGCUCUGUAACUACCUUUGCGCGUUACGAAAGUGAGCUAAGGGAUGAAAUAUACCAGGCUUAAAACAAAGAGCAGAUGCCGUUUCUAACAUUAUCAUAAGUAUUGUUUCUUCGUUUGUUAAUGGAUAUGACGAAAUGGCGUCUAUGGAAUUCGUCGUCGGUGAUAAAUUUAGCGAAUUCAUGUGUGUUUCUAAACGAUUAAUUAGUGCAUUAAUUGCGUGACUAUUUAUGUAGCAAUAUUCAUCGAUGGUGAUGAAACUGUUGACAUUCAUACACAAUUGUUCUUCGAUAUUAUGAGAAAACAAAGCGAUCUGCGAUGACGCAUUUUUCGUUUUAUCUAAUCCCGUUUAUGUUAAAAUUCUUGUGUGCGAUUAUAAAUGCUUGUGAUGGAGAAUUUUAUAUAUAAUGAAUUUGAUAUCUCCUGUUGAAUUGUUAAUAUCUCUGGCAAACCUUCGUUAAUUUGUAGUUUUAAAAGCUUUAUGAAAGAACAAACGUCAUUAAAAUGUGUUUGUAUACUUGA